UUAUAUAGUGGUGCCUGGACGCGGGCUGGGGAGUCAGCUCGUUGCACUUAUUUCAACUCCAAUCAACCCAAGUGAAUUCGGACCUGGCAGCCCUUCCCCUCCCCCCUCGGAGCCUUAGUCGUGGCUUAUUCCAAACCCCCUUUAGUAACGCAGGAUCUUCUCGGUCCUCUGGACUCGCAGCAAACUGGAUCUCGAAAUGUCUGCCACCCUUUUAUCCGCCUUCUACGACAUCGACUUGUUCUGCAAGAACGAGAAAGUCCUGAACAAUCUGAACCUGAGCAGCAUGCUGGACAAGAAGGCGGUGGGCAGCCCCGUGACUAGCCCAAACUCUAGUCUGAUCCCAGGCUUCCUGCGCAGACACUCAGCCAGCAACUUGCAGUCUUUGGCCAACAACAAUAAUUCGUCCCCUAAGUUCUGCAACAACAACCUCAAGGAGUCCUCGGUCGUGAGCAGCACCGCCUUGCUGAACAAAGAGAACAAGUUCCGGGACCGUUCGUUCAGUGAAAAUGGGGAGCGUAGCCAGCAUCUCAUGCACCUCCAGCAGCAACAGCAGCAGCAGAAGUCCGGGGCACAGAUCAACUCUACCCGCUACAAGACUGAGUUGUGCCGGCCCUUUGAGGAAAGUGGCACCUGCAAGUAUGGAGAGAAGUGCCAAUUUGCCCACGGCUUCCACGAGCUGCGCAGCUUGACCCGGCACCCCAAGUACAAGACGGAGCUGUGCCGUACCUUCCACACCAUUGGUUUCUGUCCUUAUGGUCCCCGCUGCCACUUCAUCCACAAUGCAGAAGAAAGGAGGCAGGCACCUGGUGGAGGUACUGAUUGCUUCAAUGGCCAGCGCCCUAAGCUGCACCAUAGCCUCAGCUUUUCAGGCUUCCCCAACCACAGCCUGGACUCCCCUCUGCUGGAGAGCCCGACCUCCCGUACCCCUCCUCCACAGCCCUCCAACUCCCUGUACUGUGAGGAGGCUGUGCCCUGUGCCAACAAUGCCUUCACCUUCUCUGGUCAGGAGCUGAGCCUCAUCACCCCACUGGCCAUCCAGACCCACAACCUCUCUGGCUACAACAAUCCUGCAGCCUACUGCCGUCAGCAGCCACAAACCUCCUCCAACUCUCCCCCACCGAGCCUCAACUUCCAACCCCUGAGACGUCUCUCCGAGUCUCCGGUGUUUGAUGCCCCUCCAAGCCCACCCGACUCUCUCUCUGACCGAGAGAGCUACUUGAGCGGCUCCCUGAGCUCUGGCAGCCUGAGUGGAUCCGAUUCCCCAACCCUGGACUCAAACCGGCGCCUGCCCAUCUUCAGCAGGCUGUCCAUCUCUGAUGACUGAGCCACCACCAACCCUCCCCCCCCCAUGCCUGUAGGGGGUACUCUGGACUGGGCAGGCGAAUGCUACCCAGGCUAGUAUGAGUUAUUUUUUUCUUCUUUGUUUUAAUGAUGCAGGCUUAAUAGCCACCUGUCGAAUAACAGAGGGCGGUGCUGCAAAGCCCACAGCUGCUGCAGAACCUCUGUUUUAAAGAAUUUAAAGGGCAAGUGCUGCCCGACUCUUGGUCAUGUUGAUUGAUUUCUUUAAAUAGCAGAACAGUAAAAUGCUGUUCUGCAGUAGAGGUUGUGUGGCAGCUGGGGGUCUUUGGGCUCCACAAGCUGCCCUGGCGAAUGGACUAUAGAGGGUUUUUUUUUGUUUUGUUUUUUUGCCCACCCUGCCUUUAAAUACAGCGGAAGUGUCAGGGGCCAGUUUUGCCCCCCUGUAUUUUGUCUAAAAAAAAUAAAAGCUGCCAGUCUGUCCCCGCUCCUCCCUCAGUAUGUGCUAUAAAGACUCAGGAGGGUGAAAGAGGAUGACCCAACUCUACGACAUUGUAAUUACAACAAGGACUAAACACUUGAACUGUUUGAAGCUGGCACUCGUGAUGUUCCCUGUAUUAUUAUUGUUAAAAAAAAAAAAAAAGAUUUUUUUGUUUUUUUUGCCUUUUGUGCCUCUGCCAAUUUUUAUUUAAUGGAAAGCAGAGUCGGAAAAAAGACUCGUGGAGAAAGAAUCCUGAAAGCUGAACAAAAUGAAAGGAAAAAAAAAAAACUCGCAAAAGGGCAAACUUAACAAAUAGAACAAAACUAUUUUUUAUAGAACUGUGGGGAUUAGCGGGUGGGGAGGUGUCGUUUUUUUUUUUUUUUUGGGUGGGGGCGGGGGAUAGUUUUAUGCACCAGCAGGCAUUCCAUCUCUUGAAGCAUUAGCACAGCAAACUUUGAGGGGGGGAAAGGACACUUUACCUUUUCUUCCAAAGGUUUAAUAAGAAAACACAACAGUCCAGUUGGAAGAAGAGAAAAAACUUAAGCUUUUUUAAAAAAAAUUCACCAUCCUGCCGAGAAUAUGCCUUAACAACAAGCAACCCUCUAAGAUGUCUAUUUCUGUAGCUUAACAUGUACUAAAAAAAAAGAAAAAAAAAACAACUUUCAUUCCAAAGUUUAACAUCAGUUCCAUUUCCAUCGCUUAGUGGGCUGUUAGCUUAGAACAAUUUUUUUUUUUUUUUUUUUCGUUCCUCUAUUUUGGAAGCACUCAGUUAGUUUAUAAUUGUUGAAUAACUGCUGAUUUAUUAUUUUUUUUUUUUUAUUAUUAUAUUAUUUUAGCUGUCUGAGUUGCUUGCCUGUCACUGCACACAACUCAAUAUGAAACUAUUUAACUUAUUUAUUAUCUUGUGAAAAAUAUACAUUUGAAUAAUUUGUUCAUACUGUAUUUAUCGGGUAUGAUGAAAAGCAAUAGAUAUAUAUUCUUUUAUUACGUUUAAAUUAUGAUUGCCAUUAUUAAUCUGCAAAAAAAUGUUGAGUGUAUGUUCUUUUCACAGUAAUAUAUGCCUUUUUUUUGUAACUUCACCUGUUUUAUUUUAUUGUAAAUGAGUAAAAUCUUAAUUUAAGAGAUUGUAUGUAAUAUUUAUUUCAUUAAUUCCUUUUUUUUUUUUUUCCUUGUUUACGUUAAUAAAAAAAAAGACAAAAAAGAUUGGUUUCUGUUAAGAAAUCUCAGUGCUGUGGAAGUUUGAGGAAUUUUUUUUUUUUUUUGUAUGUUCCCUCCCCCGCACACACUUUUUAUUUUAUUCCUGCCCCUAUACACUUUUUUUUUUUUUUUUCUUGUAGCCCGUCCAAAAGAGCUAAAAAAAAAAAAGCAUUAUAAUUUGACUUGAGUGACUCACUCAGAAUUUCCAUUAUUAUGAUUUAUAUUUUUUAUUAUAUAUAUAUUUUUUUUUUCCUCUAUUUUGCCUAUUUCCACCGCUAUCACUGUGAUGGUAUGUAGCAAUAAUUUGGGUCCCAGUAUUAUAUUUCACAGUGCCUUUUAAAGAGUUCACACUUGCCUUAAAUGUUUCUCAACCAAAAAAGUAUUGUGUAAAGGUGUGAUCAAUUGAAUGUAGGGAUGGGAUUUUUUAUUUUUGUUUCUUACCACUUUGAUUUAAAACAAAGGCCACCUAUAUUUUUGCAUCUGAAACUUCAUGCAGUACAUGCAAGUGUCUUAAAAUUUUCUAAAUUAAACAAAGCCAAACGUUUUUUACAUUAAUUUGCCUUGAUGGUAAAUAGCAGAAACGUAGCUUUUUAUUUAUAUAUCUAUAUAUAUUAUUUUUUGCCCUGUUCUUUUUUUCAUAUUUUUUUUUCUUCCCUCCCCUUGUACAUAGUAGGUACCGACUGAGCACUAUGUACUUUUUUUUUUUCUUUAUUUCUGAACUACUUUAACCAAUAUUUUUUAUUUAAAUUUUUUUCUCCUGAAUGUAACGAAAGGAUGAGUUGACUAUAAUUAUAUGUAUAUAUAAUUAGUCGGGUCACUAAGAAUUGUGAGACUGUAAAAUUUGUACUGUAAAUGUUUUGUAGUUCUCCCAAUAAAUUUUUGAAAAUAAAAAAAAA
Messenger RNA from Bufo gargarizans (Asiatic toad), 3870 nucleotides. RefSeq names its product ZFP36 ring finger protein like 2 (gene ZFP36L2). Bases 197 to 1324 code for a protein of 375 amino acids. The transcript has 2 exons. Gene Ontology annotation, molecular function: metal ion binding; mRNA binding. The record is from RefSeq and is a predicted model, not a curated record. NCBI's taxonomy places the organism in Eukaryota, Metazoa, Chordata, Amphibia, Anura, Bufonidae.